AUUGCAAGUUGGUUUUCUUUUUUACUUUUUUUCCCAAAGGAAAAGAAAAAAGCAAGUCAAGUCAAGAAGCCAUUGGAAAGGUUCCCCGCAACUUCUGCAUAAUCCUGCAAAUAUUACGAGCGCAAUGACCAUCAUUCUUUAAGCACCUAGCAGUCAAGAAUCAGCAUUGUUCAAGAACGCGCAGUAGAGAGUUUGUGUGUUUGUAAUCCAACGUCGAAGGCUGACGAUCAGUGUAGAUCCCGACAAUGGGUGGGUCAUGUCGUUCGAGCACUCCUAAGCUCCGAGUUUGAGUCUUGGGAGACAUUUUUGCUAUUCUCAGAUUUUUUUUGGUCGGUUGCUACUCUCAAAUUUGGGAUUCCAUAUUUCUCUCUGUUUCCUUCUCCAUCAAUCUCUUCUACAAUCCUCUUGAGAUGAAAAGAAAAGAACCCUUUAAUUCAAAAGAUCCGAUCUAUGAGGCGUCUUCCUCAUCAACCUCUCCACAUGGAGGUGAUUAUGAAGGUGGAACCAAAAGGCCGAGGGGAAAUGAUUAUGAAGUGUUUUUGAGUUUUAGAGGGGAAGACACUCGCAAAGGCUUCACCGAUCAUCUCUAUCAUAACCUUAACCAUGCAGGAAUUUGUGUGUUUAGAGACGAUAAUGAGCUCCAUGUUGGUGAGGAGAUUGGUUUGGAGCUUCUCUGCAGUAUUACAAAGUCUAAGAUCUCAAUCCCAAUUAUUUCGGAGAACUACGCCUCAAGGAAAUGGUGCCUCCAUGAGCUAGUUGAGAUGUUGAAGUGCAAGAGAAGGAAAGGGCAGAUAGUGUUGCCCAUAUUUUACAAAGUGGAACCCUCGCAAGUGCGACAUUCUAUAGGGAGAUUGAGAGAUGCUAUCAAUGCACAUAAAAAGAUUAUGGAUGAAAUGGUUAUGAAAGAAUGGGAAGAAGCACUUAAAGAAGUCAGCUUCUUGAAAGGAUGGGAAUCGGAGAAAAUUGAUAACGGGCACGAAGGAACAUUGGUGGAUAUUGUUGUCAAAAAAGUUAUGGGCGAGUUAAAAAGAUUUUUUCAGCUAAAUGUUCCCGAACAGUUGGUGGGAAUCAAUGAUCAUGUGCAACAGAUUAUGAGCAAGAUAGAUGCCGAAUCCAAUGGUACAAGGAUUAUUGGAAUUUAUGGAAUGGGCGGUAUCGGUAAGACAACUCUUGCAAAGGUGUUAUACAACAAACUUUCUAGUCAAUUUGACUAUCGUAGCUUCGUGGCAAAUAUCCGAGAAACAUAUCAGCGUAAGGGUAUUGAGUGUGUACAAAAGCAACUCAUUUAUGCCAUAAUAGGAAGUUUGUGUGAGGUGUCUAAUGUCGAUGAAGGAAUCAAUGUCAUAAAAUCUCAAUUUACAAGUAAGAAAGUUCUUGUUCUUUUAGAUGAUAUGGAUGAUUGUACACACUUGAGUGCUUUGGUCGGGGAUGGUAGUUGGUUUGAAGCGGGAAGUAUAGUCAUCAUCACAACUAGAAACAAAAGCAUUCUUGAUGAAGGUAGGGCGGGCUAUAUGUACCAACUCAAAGAGUUGUCUUUUGAUCAAUCACUGAUUUUAUUCGGUAGACAUGCAUUUCGAAAGGAUUCUCCUUUUGAUGAAUGCAUUUACCAAAAGGAUUCUUUUGAUCAAUCACUUUUCGAAGAGAAGAAGUAUGGAAAGAUACAUUAA
Messenger RNA from Eucalyptus grandis, 1667 nucleotides. Its product is annotated as disease resistance protein RUN1-like. Gene Ontology annotation, biological process: signal transduction; defense response. Lineage: Eukaryota; Viridiplantae; Streptophyta; Magnoliopsida; Myrtales; Myrtaceae. Gene Ontology annotation, molecular function: ADP binding. Bases 411 to 1667 code for a protein of 418 amino acids. The record is from RefSeq and is a predicted model, not a curated record. The transcript is spliced from 4 exons.